AUGCCGUGUUACAGGCGGCCUUUGUCCUUGGCUGAUGAUGCUUCCGCCGCCCCUUUCCCCUGUCGCAUGGCUACUAUAAGCCUACGGGAAACACCUGCGUUCAAUACCAUCACAAUUGACAUCGCCGUUACCUCAUCAUCCCAACCAACCCUCGAAUUCAGCCACAGCAGGGACUUGUUUUCUCUUGUCUUCAUUCGCCGCCACAUCAAACAGAGUACACGCGCCACCUACAUUACCAACAACUACUGCAACAACCAACACCGACGACGGCAUUGCCGGGCUGAACCCAACGUCAACGUCAACGACGUCGACACCUGA
Messenger RNA from Colletotrichum higginsianum IMI 349063, 318 nucleotides. RefSeq lists its product as uncharacterized. The transcript is spliced from 2 exons. NCBI's taxonomy places the organism in Eukaryota, Fungi, Ascomycota, Sordariomycetes, Glomerellales, Glomerellaceae. The record is from RefSeq and is a predicted model, not a curated record. Bases 1 to 318 code for a protein of 105 amino acids.